This is a messenger RNA of Austrofundulus limnaeus, 1400 nucleotides long. Its product is annotated as DNA repair protein XRCC4. Gene Ontology annotation, molecular function: DNA binding. Gene Ontology annotation, cellular component: DNA ligase IV complex; nucleus; DNA-dependent protein kinase-DNA ligase 4 complex. NCBI's taxonomy places the organism in Eukaryota, Metazoa, Chordata, Actinopteri, Cyprinodontiformes, Rivulidae. The record is from RefSeq and is a predicted model, not a curated record. Gene Ontology annotation, biological process: response to X-ray; positive regulation of ligase activity; double-strand break repair via nonhomologous end joining.
CACGAGCUGUCAACAGAGUGAAAGCUACAAACACUUGAGUUACAUUAAAAGACAGUUUGCCUCAUUUGGACAUCUCAUAGAACGACGCAUUAAAGGCAAGCAUGAGUGGGACAAUUCGCCAGAUUUCUCUUAGCACUCAUCUGGACACGCCCYACUUCCUGCGAGUGGACUGGGCUGUGGACCUGGGUGCUGGGUUUACAAUAGCUCUCACCGAUGGCAGCUCUGCAUGGAUUGGUGAAGUUUCAGAGGAUGAGGUGACAAGGGAAGCCAGUGAUUUGGGGGUCACAAGGGAGCAAUAUGUUGAGGAUCUUCUUCAAGCGUUGAAAAAUAGUGAAGAAAGAAAAGAGAAAGAUGACAAAGAGGUGUUUUCCUUUCAUCUUGCUCCAGAUCAUCGCCAUCUUUCAUAUAAGAAGAUUGGCAACAUUUCGGUGCACUUGGGCUCUGUAGAGCUCCAACCAGCUCCAGACCCUCAGAAACURACCCACGAGAUGAUUUGGCAGUCCCUGCAGCGCAACAAAGACCUGGAGAGAGAAAAUUCCAGGUUGUCAGAGGAGAACCGUAGAUUAAAACAGAAUCACCAGCAAAUCCAUGCAAAGCUGGAGCAUCAGGUUCAGGAAAAGGAGAUGUUUGAGAAGAGGCUGUACUCACGUUUUGUCAUGGUGYUGAAUGAGAAGAAGGCUAAGAUCAGAGGCCUGCAGGAUGCGGUCCAUCAGCUCCAACACACUGACAACCAACAAGGAGACAAGGAGAAAGUGCAAAGGGAUAAUGACACAACAAAGGGUGAGGACAGCAGCCAGAACAAAGAACAGAGCAUUCAUCAUGUCCGUCCGUCUCAGGAGCCAACCAUCCUCAUCACAGGUUGUAAUUUGGUGUCCCAUGGCAUCUCCAUCGCUCAAACUUUCUCUGAUCAUGAAGACGAAGAGCCGAGACAGAAGAGCCGCCGACUUCACACCCUGAGCCCAGACUCCUCUGGACAGGAAUGAGUCUCAAGAGUGCGCUCACCAGUGCUUCAUUAGAAACUGUUUGUGUUGCAUCUGGUUACCUCAGGAAUACGUCAGAGAACGGGGACAAAGUGUAUGGAAGUAAUUUCUCAAGAGUUUGACUUCACACCCUGAGCAGAAAGUUUCCUGCCAAGCCCUUCAUCCACAGCUCUGUGUGAGACCAAAGAAAAUGGGCUCACCACCAAGAAACCAAAGCUGCUUUGUUGCUGCUUACUCAUCUUGCCUUGCUUUCCCAUUCCUCUUGCUUUUCAGUAUGGGUGUAAACUAAAUAUCAUAUUUUGUUUUUAUUAUUGUUAAAUUAGCACAAAAUAAUGUGGCCUUCAAUGUGUUUUUAUUUUUUUAUCUGACCUUAUAGUCUACCUGUCUGAAAGGUGAAUUAAUGAGCUUAUGUUGAUUUUU